Leguminivora glycinivorella is the source of this 2423-nucleotide messenger RNA. RefSeq names its product protein disulfide-isomerase (gene Pdi). Gene Ontology annotation, cellular component: endoplasmic reticulum. Gene Ontology annotation, molecular function: protein disulfide isomerase activity. The transcript is spliced from 11 exons. Lineage: Eukaryota; Metazoa; Arthropoda; Insecta; Lepidoptera; Tortricidae. Gene Ontology annotation, biological process: protein folding; response to endoplasmic reticulum stress. The record is from RefSeq and is a predicted model, not a curated record. The coding region runs from base 89 to 1612 and encodes 507 amino acids.
UGAAUGAAGUGGCAUAAAAUUUCGGCUUUGUCGGCAUUUCGUAGUUCUUCGUCUUCCGAGUAGGUUUUAAGUGGCCGGCUAGUUCAAAAUGCGUUUUCUUUUACUUACCGUAGCGAUAGCCCUUCUGGGCGCCGCACUCGGAGACGAUGUACCUACAGAGGAGAAUGUACUUGUGUUGAGCAAAUCUAACUUUGACACCACAGUCCAGGCGAACAACUUCAUCCUGGUGGAAUUCUAUGCGCCAUGGUGCGGACACUGCAAGUCGCUGGCGCCGGAGUACGCCAAGGCGGCGACCAAGCUGUUGGAAGAGGAGUCUCCCAUCAAGCUGGCGAAGGUGGACGCCACCCAGGAGCAGGAACUCGCCGAGAACUACGGCGUACGUGGCUACCCCACCCUCAAAUUCUUCAAGAACGGCAGCCCCAUUGACUACACUGGUGGUCGUCAGGCUGAUGACAUCAUCUCUUGGCUCAAGAAGAAGACUGGUCCUCCAGCGGUUGCUGUGACUUCAGCCGAACAGGCUAAGGAGCUGAUCUCUGCCAACAACGUGAUUGUGUUUGGUUUCUUCCCCAACCAGGAGACCACUAAGGCCAAGGCCUUCCUGAACACCGCUGGGCUUGUGGACGACCAAGUCUUCGCCAUUGUCUCUGACGAGAAGCUGAUUAAGGAAUUGGAAGCUGAGGCUGAGGAUGUUGUUCUGUACAAAAACUUCGAGGAGCCCCGCGUUAAGUUCGAAGAGGCUGUGUUCGAUGAGGAUGCCUUCAAGAAGUGGGUGUUCGUCCAGAGCAUGCCCCUCGUCGUUGAGUUCUCCCACGAGACCGCCUCCAAGAUCUUCGGUGGACAGAUCAAGUACCAUCUCCUGCUCUUCCUGUCCAAGAAAAAUGGUGACUUCGAUAAGUACGUGCAAGAAAUCAAGCCCGUUGCCAAGACCUACCGCGACAGGAUCAUGUCCGUGGCUAUCGACACCGACGAGGACGACCACGCCAGAAUUCUGGAGUUCUUCGGCAUGAAGAAGGACGAGACCCCGGCCGCCCGCCUGAUCGCCCUGGAGCAAGACAUGGCCAAGUACAAGCCUACCUCCAACGAGCUCUCUGCCAACGUUAUUGAGGAAUUCGUCCAGUCCUUCUUCGCCGGAACCCUGAAGCAGCACCUCCUCAGCGAGACUCUGCCCUCCGACUGGGCCGCCAAGCCCGUCAAGGUGCUCGUCGCUACCAACUUCGAUGAGGUCGUCUUUGACCCCAAAAAGAAGGUCCUUGUCGAGUUCUACGCCCCAUGCGUGGAUGAACAUUAUGGUAAUGUCGUUGCUAUGUCGCGCGCCCUCGCCCUCAGCUGGGUGCCCAUCUACGACAAGCUGGGCGAGCACUUCGAGGCCGACGAUGACGUCGUCAUCGCCAAGAUCGACGCCACAGCCAACGAGCUGGAGCACACCAAGAUCACCUCCUUCCCCACCAUCAAGCUCUACACCAAGGACAACCAGGUCAAGGACUACAACGGUGAGAGGACGCUCGCCGGCAUGACCAAAUUCGUUGAGACUAACGGAGAGGGCGCCGAGCCUACGCCCAGUGUGAGCGACUAUGAAGAGGAAGAGGAGCAGCCCGCCAGGGACGAGUUAUAAGCCGUCUGCGUUAAAGAGACUUCCGUAGCAUAGUCUGUAUAGAUUUAUAUUUACUUUUAUACUUAAUCUCACUGCAUUUCGUUCGCUAGACUGUUACUUUACGGACUCUAAAUUAUGUUGGGUUGUACUGUUUACAAAUUUGAUAUUUAUUGUGAAAUACUCUCCUUGGUUCAGCCGGAAUAGAAUACGGGAGACGAUGGUGAAACGCACGUACCAUCGAGAAUAUAGGCUUAGUUCUGCCGGCCAGUGUCCUCAGUGUAUUGUAUCUGUGGUAAGCAUAAUUUAUUCGAUGCGCUCAGCAUUUACGUACAACACUAACAUAUUUAUAAUUUCUGUAUCAUAAUGAUAUGUUAUUAACACAUUCCUUAGUUGGAUACUAGAAUUCAUCGAACAAGCAUUUUUAAGGACACAGGCGGUUUUUAAUUUUUAACCAAUGAUUUGUGUCUAUGGCCAUAUAUUUUUUUUAUUCCAGUGUUAUUUUGGCCUCAGCAAAAUGUGUUUUUAUAUUUUGUAUAGUUUUCAUCACAAAAAUUAUAAUUUUAAUCCGAAGUUAUUUUUGUAACAAUCAAUGUAUUUUUGUACUUGUUGUGUUUGUGUUAAAUUAAUAAUGAAGGUGCUUUACUAUCAAUUUAAAAUGUAACCCUGCCAGUUUUCGAUCGAUACAUAAUAAUCGUUUCGGUGUUAGUUUGAAACUGUAAAUAUUGUUCAAUGAUACCCAUAUUAAAUCGAUUUGGAAGGCCAGGAUACGUGUAUGUAUGGUGAAAUACUUAUUGUCGAUACAGAAAUUGAUAAAUAAACAAAAUAAAACAUA